This is a messenger RNA of Eriocheir sinensis (Chinese mitten crab), 7310 nucleotides long. RefSeq lists its product as uncharacterized. Lineage: Eukaryota; Metazoa; Arthropoda; Malacostraca; Decapoda; Varunidae. The record is from RefSeq and is a predicted model, not a curated record. Gene Ontology annotation, cellular component: plasma membrane. The transcript has 11 exons. Gene Ontology annotation, molecular function: G protein-coupled receptor activity. Bases 533 to 2755 code for a protein of 740 amino acids. Gene Ontology annotation, biological process: inflammatory response; positive regulation of cytosolic calcium ion concentration; adenylate cyclase-activating G protein-coupled receptor signaling pathway.
ACUUCCACUACUACUACUACUACUACUACUACUACUACUACUACUACUACUAUUACUACUACUGCUGCUGCUAUUGCUACUACUACUAUUGUUACUACUACUACAGUCAUAUCAAGUCGUCAUCAUCAUCGUCGUCGUCGUCAUUGUAGUCUUUCUGUGAUUGGUUGGGCCGCAUCGAAGCAAAACUCGAGACCAAAGCGCUUGAGGAAAAGUGGAGAUCGCUCAAACUGUGACGCACUUUCCAGAUGACUUGAGAACGCGAAGAUCGUGUCUGAGGAAAAGGAAAACGAACUCAUGCUAGACAAAAGAGAAGCGAUGUGCGUGAGUUCUUGUGGGUGAUAAACUGAACGCUGUCCCUUCCUUCUGCAUCGCCUACGUCAGACUCCUCGUCCUCCUCCUCCUCCUCGUCCUCGUCCAGCUGCCACGUCUCUCCCCGUUCUCGUCUCGUGGCCUCGGCGAGAUGUGAACGAGUCUCCCUUCUUCGUCCUCUCCUCGUCUGUUUCGAGCUCACGUCCAUCAGCCAGCAGUAAGAAUGACGCCUCAGCCAGGUCUUAAGGAGGAGGGGAGCGGCUUCUUCCAGAGUCUAGUGACGACAGCCGCUUCGUUGGUGCGUGAGGCUGUCCAGCACGCCGAUGACUCCGCCGGUGCCCUCCCUGAUAUGGCUGGUAUCGGGAUUGCAGGGAACGCCAGCACCAGCACCAGCAGUACCCAGGUGUCGGGGCGAGAAGUUGGCCGCCACGUGCCGCUGCCAUUUCAGAUGGUGAUUACGGUGCUCUACGUGGCAGGCAUUAUGGGCAACAUGGCAGCGCUUUACAUCAUCACCAAGAGCGAGACACAGCGCUAUAGGAAACAGACGUUCAUGCUUCGUUGUCUAGUUGGGAACGACCUCACGGCACUGCUGGGGUCCUUGGUGCAAAUGUACGUACGGCUCUACCUUCCCAACCCCAGCGAGAAGUGGCUCUGCGUGUCUCGAGUCCUGUUCCGCGCCUUUGGGCUUGGGUCCGGCUGCGUGGCCCUCGUGAUGGCUGUAGAACGCUGGCUGGCCCUGACGCACCCCUUCGUCUACCCGAGACAUGUGACACACUCGGUCAUCCGCCGCACCAUCCUCGUGCUGUGGGUCAUCACGCUGCUGCUGGUCUGCGCGCCCUUCUUCGGGUUCGGCCUCUGGUACAACGAGAACCUCACCCCACACUGCGUCCGCUACCGCUUUGGCACCGAGCUCGUGGACCGGGUCUAUGCCUACGUCAUCUUCGCUUAUGGCAUGAUCAUGUGCACCGUCAUCGUCUGCUGUAACCUUUCCGUGAUCCGCGUCCUCUACCGCAUGAGGGAACGACUUUUACCGCGCCGACACUCCCGCGCCUCCUGCCGCAGCGCCGCCUCCACCAACGGGGACGCGAGCGGCAACCUGGCCACGCCCGAGGAACUGUCCUUCGCUAGACUCAUGGCCAUUCUGUCCAUCACCUUCGUCGCCUGCUGGGUGCCGCAACUGAUGAUGAUUGUGGUGGGACAAGUCCUCGGCAACAACCCCAAGUACAGGAUCUUUUACCGCAUUCCAGAUAUCUUUAUCCUCCUCAACUUCUGCCUCGAUCCAUUCAUGUACGUGCUCUUUAGGCGACACAGACGGUAUGGCAGAAGACACCUGAGGAAGCUAAUGACCUACCUAUGUCCCCACCUGCACAGCUCGCCUAGCCAGGGCAUCCUCACAGACUCCCUUCGCUCCUCGUCCCACACCUCGCAGAACAACAACGGAUCAGCCAUGGGUAGGGACUUCAGCCGGCGAGCUAUGCCUCUAGUUUUGAAGGAGAGCUCAGUGGGAGGGUCACGAUAUCUACCAACGCGGCCGCAGCCAACGAGGAGUAUGUGUCUAACCAGCUUCUGCUCCUCCCCACCGGCAAGUCCAAGCUCUCCCCUGUCCCCGAAGGAGGUUCCGAUAGCACUCUUGAGGCCGGGUGUAAGGAGCAAGAUCGACACUGAACGCCCGGAUGAUAGACUGCUUCACGCCACCACAGGGGAAGACACACACGAAAGGAGGUUACUGGAGCAGGAGAAGCAGCUGAAUGUCGUAAAUAGGGCAGAGAAGAAGUUGUUGAGGCCAGAGAAGGAACUGAAAAACGAGAAGGCAGAGAUAAGGGAGGUUUUGAAAGGACGGGAACAGUUGAGCAUCACUGAAAGAGUCCCAGAGCUUGAGUUGCUGAGGCCAGAAAUGCAACUGAAGAACGAGAAGGCAGAUAGAAGGGAGGUUUCGAAGGGAGAAAAACUGUUGAGCAUCAUAGAAAGAGCACCAGAGCUUGAGUUUGUGAGGCCAGAGAACCAAUUGAAGAGCGAGGAAAAAGAUCAAAGGGAAUUGAGUAUUAUAGAAAGGGCCCCAGAGCUAGAGUUAUUGAGACCAGAGAAACAAAUGAAGAACGAGAAAACAGAGAAAAUGAAACAGCUGAGCAUCACAGAAAAAGCACCACCAGAGCUUCUAGAGUCAUUGAGGCCUGACCAUCAGUUUAAAGUCGUCGUGCACGCUGGAGGUGGCGACGGACCCACGAGCUCACACGACCGCACCUUUGCCUGUCGUGGAAGCCUCACCGAAACUCGCACCGAGGACAGGACGACAGAGAAGGAUACGAGUAAGCGGGGGUCGUUCUGUUACGGUGAGUCUGAUGCGCUCUCUCUGCUUCCCAAGACGAUAUCACAAAGCGCAGGCUCGCGGGAUGAUACUAGUCUUACGGAGGCACAUCCAGAGAGGAGGAAAACAAGGCCAUUGUGACUUUAAGGUGCUAAGUAGGUAAGGUAGCUCGUUUUCUGUACACGCAUAAACAAAAUAGUCCCUCAGCAAGGUCUCUCUAUUCUAGUAGCUGGACCAAAUAAGCCACUAGGGAUCAGCUCUUUUUAUUUAACUUUAUUUUCGUGUUGGAGAUAAGACAUGCGCGUGGCCUCUGUGCUCAUCUCCGUCGCAUUUGCAAGUGAACAGCCAGUCUCCAAAUCGUUUUCAGUUCCCUGGUUACAAAAGCGUAUAUCCCCAAACACCUGAGACCUCCUGUGGGCCAACGCGGUGCUGUAUUAACUUUUAUUUUUGUAGUUUUUGAGUCUCCUUCAGUGGGGACGCAACAUGUAUUAGUCAAGUGUGAAAUAUGUUCAUUCCUCACCAUUGUUCGUAAGUUUCCUAACCAAACGCAAAACACUGAAAAUUCCUUGUAUAGUGUUUGGUUUUGAUAGAGAUAGGAGGAAGUUUUAGGAUACCACACGGGAAACCUUGAGUAUAUGGUAUUGAGCUGAAAAAAAACAAAAAACGGAUCAUUGGGGAGAAUACAGUUUGGUUUGAAGGCGUUUACGAUGCUUCUGUGGUGGACUCUCGAGCUGGCCCCUUAGAUUCAGCGUGGCGGAGGCUGGGAGCUGCCUGGUGUGUUAGGCAUUGGGGUGGGGGACAACUCAAGCCUCAGCCAGACGUUGGAAGGAAGAGGUCAAGGUUUCGUAGCAUUCUUUAGGGCAUUAUGGAGUGAAGGAGAUGAAGAAGGAGAUGAAGAAGUAGGAGGAGGAGGAGGAGAAAAGAAGACAGUGUAGCAGCAGUAGCAGAAGAAGAAGUAGUAGUAGUAGUAGUAGUAGUAGUAGUAGUAGUAGUAGUAGUAACAGUAAUAGUAGUCGUAACAGGAGGAGGAGGAGGAAAAGGAAGGAGAUGAAGAAGAAGAGGAGGAGGAGGAGGUUACAGACAGCCUUCUCUUGUUGACUGUAACGGUGCUAUAUAUAAAAAAAAACAUACUGAGGCAAUUGUACGUAACUAGAAUAAGUGUUUCAGUCCUCUCUCUAUAUAUUACCUUAUGUCUGAAUCCACAAAAACAACCUCAGUCUACUUAAUUCAACUACCUCCACCAAUCUGCAACCAUUCCUCUCUUUCACCCAAACCAAAUACUCCAACUCUUCUACGUGUACUCUGUUUUCCUAUAGUCUCCCUUCUAGCUCUCUCGUUAUCUCUCAAUAACUGUGUACCUGGAUAUAGUGUUCACUGUGUCAGCUGUAUAGGUCUGCACUGUAGCCGUAGUGGGAUCUAAUUACUUAUUGUGUCGACGUGUAGUGUUGUAGGCUUCUUUGUGCCAUGAAUGAUACUCUUAUGUUGUUUAUUGGGCCCGUAAAGCUUCGUGUUAGGGAAUCUUUGGGCUGAACAGAGAGUAUAUAUGUAUUUACAGGCGGGAUGAGGGUGCUUGGUGAGGUGGAAUCAGGAUAUUAGAGAGAAAGGCGAUGUGGAGUGUGUGAUGUUAGUAUCCAUGUCACAUCCUUCCUUACUCUUUCAUCAUCAUCAUCAUCAUCGUAUUCUUCAUCGGUACUUCAGUUCGCCCGUAUAAAAAGCCUCUUGUUAAAGCUGCUCUGGGCUUUUCAUGGACUGCAUAUGAACUUCAGACACACAAGGGAAGUACCGUAGAGUAUACUGAGCCAGAUGACAACGCGGAAAGGGGCUGAACAGAGGAGGGAUGGAGGGGGUGGAACUUCAAGCUAGAGAUGAAACCAAAAAGUAAGCUCAUGAUGGCAUUUCUUAGAUUUCCUUCGUAUGAUUACCAGAACUACCUCAGACAAGUUAUGUGGGCUGUCCUAACCCACCUCCUCCCUGGACCGGUGCAAUGCGUGAGCCCUCUACCCGAGAAAACUGCCACAUAUAUGGAUUCUCUCUCUCUCUCUCUCUCUCUCUCUCUCUCUCUCUCUCUCUUAAUAUUAACUAGAGUAGAAAUGCAACGUUUUGGAGUCUUCUGAUUAAUGUAAAAUCACUUAGGUUUAAGGACAGACCACCAAGUCUGGACCAUGGGGUCUGUGUGAUCUGAUUUUCUAUGUAAAUCUAUGUAAAUCUCUCUCUCUCUCUCUCUCUCUCUCUCUCUCUCUCUCUCUCUCUCUCUCUCUCUCUCUCUCUCUCUCUCUCUCUCUCUCUCUCUCUCUCUCUCUCUCUCUCUCUCUCUCUUUCUCUCUGUCUCUCUCUCUAUCUCUCUCUCUCUCUCUCUCUCUCUCUCUCUCUCUCUCUCUCUCUCUCUCUCUCUCUCUCUCUCUCUCUCUCUCUCGGCACAGUCAUCACACUAGCAUAUUUAAAAAAAAUUGUUCAUAUUUUCUUAUGUAUUAGAGCAAUGUACUAUAUUUUCCUUUUACCAUAGGCGCUGCAGUCUUCAUUGAUUUACCUGAGGGAGAGUUAGUCAGAAUUCUGGUACAUGCAUUUAGCCUUCAUUCAUAGGUAAGAGUAGUUUGCGAAGAGUUAGGCCAUUGCUUGCUCGAGGCCUAACCAAACAUAUACACUAAUGGGGAAAGGGAAGGCGCUAAUUUUCGAAGCUAAACGUAAACAGAGUACAGGUCAUUUUCUCUUAUACGAUAUUAAAAAUUCACUACCCGAACUUCGCUCCUCCAAAAUAUCGUAUACCACCGAUCACUUCACGACCGAUUUUUAUUUUAAGGAACGUAGCGCAGUCGGAUAGCGAGGGAUGCCUGCACAGUGUAAAGAUGUUCCGAUAUGCGUGACGCUCGCUAUAGUAAACAGAUGUGCUUGAUUCUAUGUCGCUGUGAAUGUUCAAAUGGUUUACUCUGCCCAUUUUCUCAAGCGUUUCGGAACUCACACACCCACAUUUGAUAAGGUUUUCGUAGAGGAGGCUGUGUUAGUAUUUCCAUGGGUAGUUUCAUGAUCCGAGUGAUAGUUUGAUAAAUUUACUCCAUUCUCAAACAUUUCGAGGCUUACACACCCAAAUUUGAUCAGGCUUUCGUAGAGGAGGCUGUGUAAGUAUUUCCAUGGGUAGUUUCAUGAUCCGAGUGAUAGUUUGAUAAAUUUUCUCCAUUCUCAAACACUUCUUGGCUUACACACCUAAAUUUGAUCAGGCUUUCCCAGAGGAGGCUGUGUAAGUAUUUCCAUGGGUAGUUUCAUGAUCCGAGUGAUAGUUUGAUAAAUUUACUCCAUUCUCAAACAUUUCGAGGCUUACACACCCAAAUUUGAUAAGGCUUUCGUAGAGGAGGCUGUGUUAGUAUGCCCAUGGGUAGUUUAAUGAGCCUAGUGAAGGUUUACCAAGGCCUCUGCACCGUGAAUAUGAAAAACACUCUUGAGAACCCAAUUAAUCUCCUUUGUGACCUUUGGAAAUUGUUGUUGUGAGCCGAAAGCAGCUAAGAAUUGGGGCGUUACCAUAUUGCUGUGUAUAUACCCUUACACUUAGUAUCUGUAAUAAACAUUUUGUCAUACAUGUAUUGAAGGGACUGAAGAAGGACUAGAGUCAGUAUUGUUUUGGGGGAGAGAAUAACUUAGGGCGUUACUGAAGCAAAGCGUUGGUCAGUGUUCCCGCUGUGUCAAGUUUCCAGGAAUAGGAGAUGGGAUGCUCUUGUGGUUCUGCGGAAUGCUUAUUUAUAGGAUCGUGUAUUAUCGGUGUUUGGUGUUUAGUUAAUAUUUAAAGCAACAGGUACAAGAAUAAUUCCGACUCACUGUUUUUUAUUUACUCUUUUUUAUCUAUAUGUUUCUGCUGUCCAUCUCUCUCUUUCUAUCUAGCUAUCUAUUUAUCUUUCUAUUCAUAUCUCUAUCUAUCAAUCUAUCUAUCUACCUAUCUAUCUUUCUACGUACCUAUCUCUAUCUAUCUAUGUCUAUCUAUAUAUCUACCUUUCUAUCUUUCUACAUUCCCAUCCCUAUUUAUCUAUCUACCUCUCUAUCUAUCUAUCUAUCUAUCUAUCUAUCGUCGCCGUCGCCGCCGCCGCUGUGGUGUCAUACCUACCUAAUCCAAUCCUUUAUGUUUGGUCUAAGUCAUUAGAUCAGCCGCUGCUCCGAGUCUGUCUGAUAGAGGAUUGAAAGAGGGUUUUAGUUCCAUUCUAUUUUAUUUAUAGCUUUAUUUCUAUUUAUUCUUUUAUUUUUUUGCUUGGGGUUAUCAGGGAAAUGUAAAAAAAUAAGUAUUGAUUCUAAAAACUUGAGAUACGAAGAAAAAAGACUAUUUAUUCAUUUAUCUACUUAUUUUUGCUUGAGAUUAUCAUGGAAUUGUAAAAAAGUAUAUAUUCUAAAUAAAAAGAAAAGGGAUAUGAGAAAAAAAGAACGACUUAUCAUUAUUGUUUUUUUUAUUUUAUAUAAUUAUCCAUCUAUUUACUUCUCGCAGCAGUGGCGGUCUGUAUCUUGAUUUACUUUUAAGAUAUAUAAUUUAUUUUCCCCGUGUGUUUACGUCUAGUAGUACAUUUGUAAGACAUUCUCGAUUUCUUAUUUCUUCGAUUUUUUAUUUUUGUUAUAAUCAACGAAUACUCACGCGUACUACACUAAGCUAUGGACGUUUCAUGUACUACUACCUAUGUCUUAAGGCAACUCGCUACCUAAAUAUAUGUAACUGUCGUACGUGUCA